CUGAGGUCAACCCGCGGGAAUUACGUGGUGUUGUGGUUGGUGUAAUUUUUGUUGGAAAAAAUCCCUUUUUCAUGCUUUUGAUGGUGAUUUGAUCUGAGUGAAAUUAGGCAUGAGUUCAGAAACAAACACAGCAGCGGUUCCGACGGCCCUGGUUGAUGUUCAAGGAGACAAGCGAUGGAUAAAUCUGCAUGAACAUAAUGUUGCUGAAGCCAAUGAGAAAGAACCAGAGGUCCUCUUUGUUGGAGAUUCCAUCAUUCAGCAAAUGACACAAUAUGAUGUAUGGAAUGAGCUGUUUGAGCCACUCCACUCCCUCAAUUUUGGAAUAGGUGGAGACCAGACACAACAUCUACUAUGGCGCUUACAGAAUGGAUCCUUAGAUAACAUCAAGCCCAAGGUGAUUGUGUUGUUGGUAGGGACCAAUAAUCACGACCACACCGCGGAAGAGACAUUUGGUGGGAUUGAAGCCAUCAUCAAAUACACCACAGAUAAGAUCCCAUCAGCACGACUAAUAGUCAUGGGUGUUUUACCACGAGGCAGAUAUCCCAACAGACUCCGAGACAAACUCAAGAUCAUCAAUGACUCCCUAGGCAGCCUCCUCAAUACCAAACCUAAGAAGUACCCUACAGCGGAGCUGUUUGAUGCCUCCAGUGAUUUCAUCCAAGAAGACGGUAGGAUAAGCCACUUAGAUAUGUUUGAUUACCUGCAUCUUACCAAGGAAGGCUACCGAAAAGUUUGUGAACCACUCAAAGAUCGGAUAGAUGAGAUACUACUAGAGAAGUAGGCAUAAUGACCUCUUGACCUCCCAUUUACUAUCGAUGUCUAGUGCCCUGGCUGCUUAGCUUAGAAAAUAUACAAUGCAUGCUUAUUGGCUACAGACUAGCCUGUAACUUAUAUUUUAAGGCUGUGUCCAAAACGGCGACUUCGGCUGCAGCUACAGCUAGAUCCCGCGUGUCUGUCUAUUCUUCAACAUUGGAAGAUGCGCUGAUCUAGCUGUAGCUGCAGCUGAGGGCGCCAUUCAGGACGAGGCCUCAGGCAGUUACUUAUUAGGAUCUUUGGCUGCAACUUUGUCAAGAUUUCUGCUGUAGUCCAACAUUGAUGCUGAAGCUUAGCAACCAUAGCUGAAGGCAGGUCAUGUAACAUAAUCUGAGAUUGGAUUAAGAUGGCUGUGGGGGUCGCAGGUUGUUAUGUUUGUCCUAUAUAUUCCAUGGUAAAUCUGUUACAGUGUUCAGUUACUUCAAAAGUGUCAAAAACAAGUUCAAGUGUUGAUAAAUUGAAGCAAGUAAAAUGUGAUGUGGGAAGAAGUAUUAUUUUACCCAUUUGUAAGCUUACCACAUUUUGUUAUUUAUGGAAUCAGAAGCUCUUUGUGAAUGGUUGGCAGGGUGUUGUACAUGUAUAUUCCGGAUGAUUUUCUUCCAACUUAAGUCUGCUCUUUGAUUUGUGUUUGCCUGCAGAAAAAACAGCUAAAUUGACAUCAAAGUCUGUUCCAUAUUAAAAGACAUGUAGGUCAUCCCUUGUACUCAAUAAAAUGUUGUAAAUCUGGGAGGCCAAAUAUCCUGCCUGGUUUACAUGCCAUUGGGAUGUACAUGUAUUGUUGAGGUUCAGGAAAUGUCCCCAUGCUUUACAUGAAUGUUCUCUAGGAGGUUAGAACAUGCAGCGUCUUGGCAGAAAAGGUGAUUAACCAAGUUAUAUCAUGGAGGAAGAAAGAGAAGGAGCUCGAAUGACCCGCAAAACCGCAGAGUAACAAAAGAAUACCCUG
This is a messenger RNA of Asterias rubens (European starfish), 1756 nucleotides long. Its product is annotated as platelet-activating factor acetylhydrolase IB subunit gamma-like. Bases 110 to 781 code for a protein of 223 amino acids. The record is from RefSeq and is a predicted model, not a curated record. The transcript is spliced from 5 exons. NCBI's taxonomy places the organism in Eukaryota, Metazoa, Echinodermata, Asteroidea, Forcipulatida, Asteriidae.